UUAAAUUAAUCAAGCGGUCUAUACAGACUAUGGCAAUUUAUAUUUAGUCUUUCACUAUUCAGAUGGAGAAUAUAAGAGAUAUUGUGGAUCUGAUUAAAAAUCUCUCUAGUUCAUGCCAUUUCCCUUACAGAUUUAGAAACCAAAGAACUAAAAAAUAUGAGGUAGUGAAUUAUAUAGUUUGUACUGUCUAUUCUUAAUGGCACAACUACUUUCCAUCUAUCCUAUAAUUUCGCUGAUGAUGCAACUCUUAUCCCAAAAGCUUCCACUUGCAGAACAUGAACAAUAUUUAUCAGACAGCAUUCUCUACCUACCAUCUUAUUCAUACUCGUUCAGGUUUUCCCCAUGAACUUUCAAUGAAUCAUUCACUAUUUUAAUGCUGCCAUAUGCUAAAUAAAUAAUAACUGUUUCUAACUUUCCCUUCAUAGUUUUUGCACAUCAACAAAUGAGAAUGUGACAAUUUGAACAUCUGAAUUUUCUCUAGUACAAUACUCUAAAAAGCAGUUGCUUAUAAUUAGGCUUAAAAUGAUUUUCCUUAAGAAUUCUUUUGUACUAGCCUCAGAAUAAAUUGAUACUCAGAGAUGGCUGUCACACAAUAUAAGGCAGCUUGAAGAAUUCCAACAUGAAACAAUGUCCAAAAGCGUAGUAGUGUUGUCAGUUCUUCAUCAAAAAUAGUAACAAUCUUAGGACUCCUUAAAGGAUAACUCAGUUUAUUAUUGUCUAUAUUUUAAUGGCUCACAGUCCAUUUCAUCAGAGGAAAUAUCAGUUAUUAUAUAUACUAUUCACUCACCCUUGUACUGAUUAUAUGCUAGGAGGGAAGGUCAGUAAUCACAACAUCCUUAUUUCAGUAAUGUGGAUUCAGUUAAAAAAUUAUGCUUCAGUGCAUCUGGGACUAUGAACAUAGUGCCUGUUUAAAAAAAAUCUUUAAAACACCUGAAUAGCUUUGAAGUUUGUACACUAUGCUGGGAAAAGUUGCAACUAUUUUAAAGAGGUAUUAUGUUUGUGCUCCUUCAUUCUCCAAAGAACACAUUUUGAAACUGAAUUCAAAACUCUGGUCACUACUAAUAAACAUACUAUGCAAUUACCAAAAAUUACUUGUUUCAGUUACUAUACAGUAUUUAUUAGACUUAAAAUAGUUCAUAGUUUAUGAUAUUUUAACUUGACUUUUAAAAAUUUUAAAUGAAGUUCAUUAUAAAAAUAUUUUGAUUCUUUGAAACUCAUUGCUUUAGUUAAAUCAGUUAUUUUAAAAGCUAUUCAUUUCUCAAUCAUCUACUUAACUUGUUACCGUAUUUUUCGGUGUAUAAGACGCACCUUUUUACCCCCAAAAAGAGGGUGAAAAUCUGGGUGCAUCUUAUACACCGAAUGUGGCCUCACCACCUGCCGCCCUCCACCCUUCAGAGGUUGUCAGACUCUGUGCACUGCACAGCCAAGCGUCCUCAUGAAAACGGUCUUGCAUCUGCUUCAAAGGGCCGCACUACAGCUGAUCAGUGCUGUAGGUAGCUAGUAGACUGGUGCCUCUAUUUUUAAAGAAGGUAGACUGGUGCGCUCCAAAAAAAAGACAAUUAGUAGACCCGUGCCUCUAUUUUUAAAGAAGGUAGACCAGUGCGCUCCCAAAAAAGGCAAGUAGACCAGUAUGGCUCUGCUAGACUGAAGCAAGCCUGGUAGAACGGUAUAUUUCCUGAUUAGAAAAAAGAAAUUUUUUGGUCAAAAAACUCACAAUGACUCUGAAAGAAUCGAACAGAAAUGGGCUGGAAGCCAGAUCUGCUAGAGAUGUUUCUCUCAGGCUGACUGUGUCGAAACUGGGCCCAACAGGAAGGAGGAAGGGGCGCAGUCAAAAAACUAUGACUCAGUCUCUAGGCAGAUCCGGCUGUAGCAACCCAUGUUUGACCAAUGUCUCAGCCUUAGUGGAGAACUGGUGGCUUGCUGGGCGCUGCACAGGAGGUGUAAGGCAAGGUUCUGCCACCCGAAAACUGUUGCCACGAUCUCUGCUGCAUGGAACCGCCCAAAAACGGGAUUUUCUUUCUUUGCCUCUGCACACCCCAUUUUUGGAACUGGGGAGGCAGCGGAGAUCUCCAGGCGAUGGGUGGCAGCGCCUUGCCUUUUGCCCCCUGCACAGCACCUGCUUCGCCAAGCAAGUCCCGACCUCCGCGUUUCCCCAGGCUGCUCUCGUUAUCAAAAUCUGAAUGGAAGUGAGGACGCCGCUGAUCCUGAUACUGCAAUUGUUAUGUGAUCAUUAGUGAACCAACAGCUCACUAUGGUUCAGUUUUGUCAAAAAACUGAAAGGAAAUGCUGAUUUUCAGCAAAGCCAUUAUAAAACAUAGUCACGUGACCAAAGGAUGUUACAUGGAUUUAAUGUUGGAUGUACAAAAGAUUUCUAAAUCCUUGAAGAAAUAUUUGAAAAGUAAGAAAAAAUUUGCAUGGAAAUUCAAGCCUUAAAAAGCAAUCUGAUGAAAAGAUCAAGAUUGUCAAAACUAAAAGAAAGGAUUGUAACUAUAACUGCAAAAGAGGCAUCUAAACACCUGAAAGGCGAUCCCAGAAACGAACAGCAGUAAUUGCUUGAGUAAGUUACUGAGUGACUAUUGAGAUGGAACCGCAGAAGAAAACCGUGGAUGAGGAAAUGAAAGAUUUAUUCCGUGAAUUUAAAGAUAAAGAAACUGUGAAAGACCCAUGGAAUUUCAGAAUGUGGGAUAUCGAACAUAAAUAUUUCUUCUAUGAGAACAACGACCUGAUAGCAGCCCCACUGGAUUCUAGGACACCAGAGCAGUUGAUGGCUGUGGUCCCCAAUGACAACUUAGAUUUUAGAAACCGACCCAUCUUUAUGGGACUCACUGGUAAAACCAAGGUCUUGAGCUGUCUGAAGUCAACUAAUGAUGAGCCUCAGCUAGUGAUAUUGGAAAAGGACAUCAUGGAUUUAUACAGAGACACUAAGGAAUUCAAGAAUUUUUCUUUCUAUGUUAUCACUAAAGGCAGUUUAUCAACUUGCUGCUUUGAAUCUGCAGCGUUCCCUGGUUGGUUCUUAAGUACCUCAAUUCAGCCAAACAUGCAAGUUGGUCUUGGCAAGCUAAAGGGUCCUGAGAUCCUUUUAUUUCAUUUUGAAAAAGUUGCUUCCACUCCAAAGUAAAUUUUUGAAGAAAAAUUAACAAAGAGAAAGGCAGUAGUGCAGGGCUAUGUCGCGAGCUAUGUAGUAGAAUGAUAAAGUAAGCAAUAGUAAUGAUUUGAUUAAAAAUGAAAUAUCUAAUUAUGAGUAAAGUCAGGAUUGCCCUCUUAGUGUUGUUUUAUUUCUGGCCUCCAAGGAGCAUGGAACAUGUAACAUGGCAGUGCUGAUGGAAGAGGUGAAGCUAAAGUUGAUUUCUUGUCUAACGCAUCCUGGAUGCAUUUAGUUUUGAUUCAAUAAGAACAGAAACAAAAAUAAAAACUGAAAUAAAAAUAGCAUUUUAUUGCCAAGUUUCAAUAAUGUCACUUGAAGGUAGCUUCAGGGUCUGGGAUCUAGCCUUAGAUCUUCUUUUAGAUUCAGGUAGAAAACAUGUAAGGAACAGAAGGCUGCAUAAAGGCUUUUUUUCUCACAAUUAAUUGGCACUUAGUAGGAAGGAAAUAUUGUGAACAAGACAGUAAGGUAUAUUAUUCCCUUGAAUACCCUUGUCACAUUAAAGGGCCUGACUGAUAUUUUUCUUUCUCGGAGAACAAGAAAAUGGAGAAAUCCUUCAAUUUUAUAGUUUGUCUCUCCCGCUCCCAAAGGGGCGUGCAUAAGAGCACAAGCGUACCUACCGUUCCUGUCCUAUUGUUUCCUUUCAUUAUAUCCAAUUAAUAUAAUUAUUAUAUACUUAUGCUUAUAUAUAUGCUUAUAUAUUGUAUAGUUAUUUCAUGCUUAUGCUUAUAUAUAUACUGUGUGACAAA
Molecule: messenger RNA, 3891 nt
Organism: Ahaetulla prasina
Lineage: Eukaryota; Metazoa; Chordata; Lepidosauria; Squamata; Colubridae
Product: interleukin-36 alpha-like
Exons: 6
Coding region: 2582-3118 (178 amino acids)
Biological process (GO): cytokine-mediated signaling pathway; cellular response to lipopolysaccharide; inflammatory response to antigenic stimulus
Molecular function (GO): cytokine activity; interleukin-1 receptor binding
Source: RefSeq, a predicted model, not a curated record